UACGUCACUCGCUCAGUCUUCUGCUGAACUUUGUCGAAUAUCCUCGACGCCUGUGAUUGGUCGGCACAGCUGUCUGUCUCCGCGAGGAAAUUCGUGAUUGGUUAGAGUUUCUCGGGGCGGGUUAUCUCGCAGGAAAGGAGGACAGCGUUGCUUAUGGUCAGUAUGGUGAUGAGAUUGUACAGGCCCAAAGUGGGCACUCCUGAACGUAGCUUUCUGUAUGGCGGCUGUGGGCCCUUGACCAGCUCCAGCUAUGAUGAUUCACGGUUUCAAAAGUAGUAAUCAAGAAUAUAGCUUUGGACCAUGGAAAGUGGCAGCUAUCAAAACGCACAUCAUGAAGUCGGCCGAUGUGGAGAAACUGGCAGAGCAGAUGAACAUGCCCUGUCUUCCAGAGAUGAUGUUUGGGGACAAUGUCUUAAGAAUUCAACAUUCCUCUGGAUUUGGUAUUGAGUUCACAGCAGAGGAUGCACUUAGAAGAGUGAAUAAGAACCAGGGAGUUGUCAAAGUAGCUUGUGCUGAAGAAUGGCAAGAAAGUAGAUCAGAAAGUGAGCACAGCAAGGAAAUUGUGAAGCCUUAUGACUGGACAUACACAACUGACUACAAGGGAACCUUGCUGGGUAAUGACCUGACAUUUAAUGUUGUUCCCACAACAGAACGUAUUAAUACAGAGAAACUGAAGGCAAGAGAACAGAUCAUGUUUUUUGAGGAGGUGCUACUGUUUGAAGAUGAACUUCAUGACCACGGAGUGUCUAGCUUGAGUGUGAAGAUCAGAGUUAUGCCCUCCGGCUUUUUUCUUCUCCUAAGGUUCUUCCUCAGGGUGGAUGGAGUUCUUAUUCGAAUGCAUGACACUCGUCUUUACCAUGAAUCCGACAAGACAUACAUGUUGAGAGAAUACACAUCCAGGGAAAGUAAAAUAAGUAACUUAAGUCAUUUGCCCCCUCCCCUCUUCACUGAGCCUAAUGAAAUCUCUCAGUACUUGCCCGUUACAGAAACCAUUUAUGAGAAGUUAGAAUUCCCCACAUUACCACAGGUAGAGAUCGGUGACUCUUCUGGGCAGGUAAACCAGCCUGUGCCAUAGACGCCUAGGGAGUUAAGUGUCUUGAAUAGAAAAUGUGAACUGAUGUUCACAGCACCAUUGAUCACUCUGAAUAUUUGUGCCCCCAAAACAUUAUUACAUAAUAAUUUGAUGUUCAAGUAACUACAUGAGUUUACAUGUUUUAACAGGUCUCACAAAUGCAAGAUGCCUUAGGUUGUAUCUCUCUGUAUAUGAAAUCCACUUUCUGACCCAUAGCAUAAUUGACUCCAAGCAAUGAGCAGUGUAUUCUUAUCGUGCUCCUGGAUCACAUCUCAGUUUUUCACUGCAAUACAUUAGGAAGUAUUGACACGUAGGUCUCAAUAAGACCUACUACUUUUCAAGAAGACAAUUUAAUAAAAAAAUGAUGAAAAAUAAUAGUGUCUGACUUAGCUAAUUAUUUACCACAUAAAAAGAAACCUAUUGAAUUGCAAAUUGGUCUUUUAUAGGGGUGGUCUGUUUUCUGUGCAUAAUGUAUGGUGGACUAAAAACCCAUCAUAAAAAAUCUGGUCUGGAUAAGAAAUUUCACUAUAUAAUUGGUAUGUUUUCCAUGACUCUAUACUGUCUUGACCACAAUGUCCUUUUAUAAUUUCUAUAAUACAAAACUUUUGCUUUGAUGUGGAUAAUAAAGCAAAAUCCCUCUGGGGAAAAAAAAAACCCUGAAAAUAAUGAAUGCACUGCAGACUCAAAAACCCACAUUAUUGUUGUGGACUCCUCAUAGAAAAGAUGAAGGCUAAUCUGUGCAUGAAUGUGCUGGCCUAUCAGUAGCAGUUUUGGAUUUUCCAAAAAAUGUACGCUGCGUAAACAUGGCCUUAGUUAUAGUAAUAAACAUGCAUGUUCAUCUUUGCCCAGAAUGCAUAGGUUUUCAGUACAGAAAAGGCAAUAAGUUGUUUUUAGACACCUUUGGUACUAGAUUAUCUCCUUUUGAGUAUAAAAGUUUAAUUUUAGCACACCCUCAACAUCUGCUGUUGAGGGUCUGGAGUCUGGACAUCCAUAUACAAAUCCGAUGGACAGCCAUUCUUGCUGAAGUCAGUAGAUUGGGUGACAUUCAUCUAACUGGCCUCUAUAUAAUGGGGAUUUGGACUUAAAGGUCUCUGAAGCUGCUUGAAAACAAAAAUAUGAAUCUUUCUUGCACCUGCCACCGCCAUUAUCCCGUAUUCAGUCCAAUUGCACAGCAAGCUGUGUUUUGAGGUUGGCUUGUACACUGCCCAAUGAAUGGCCUCAGAGGUGUCCAAGCUCAUCUGGUAGUGCCUGCGCCGACCCCCAAACACAGCAAGCGAUGUGCAAUGGGUCUGGCACCAGGAGAGCUGCGGCAUUGGUGGGAGUGGGAAAGGUAAGUAUAUGCAUUUUUUUAUGUUUUCAAGCAGACUAGUAGUCCAUCAAAAAAUUUUUUUUAUACCAUGUCAAUUACCCCCAUGUCCAAAAAUGCAGCAGUACCUCAGAUCUACAUUGACUGGAAGUUGUGCUCCUCCAUAGUAUCUGUAAAGUCCGACACCCAUAUGCAGCUGCUCGUCGCCAUCUGGUGCACAGUUUCAUAAUCCCCAUCGCGCUGUGCGGGCCCUCCCUGCCGCAAGUCGGGUCCUCCCUGAUGAUCAAUGUUUAGGGCAUGCUCAGCCUGCAUUGGCUAGACUGAGCAAACACCCAGGAUGCAGGGAUCCAAUGACUGAGCUGCAUGCGCAUUCAGCAGUCCCGGCUCUGGCCCAUGUGACCCUAACCAGCAGUCUGCAGCUCCUGGGCCUGUGCUGUAGCUAUAUGAGCACAGUAGUAUGCUACUAUAUUGGAUAUGGAGAUGUUUCCUUAUAUGUAUGUCUUGUUAUUAAUAAAGCCAUCUCAGGUC
Molecule: messenger RNA, 2906 nt
Organism: Hyla sarda
Lineage: Eukaryota; Metazoa; Chordata; Amphibia; Anura; Hylidae
Gene: TIPRL
Product: TOR signaling pathway regulator
Exons: 2
Coding region: 251-1075 (274 amino acids)
Biological process (GO): TOR signaling
Cellular component (GO): cytosol
Source: RefSeq, a predicted model, not a curated record